AUGGCAUCCCUCAAAUUUGUUCGAUCAGUAUGGGAGUCCUUUCGGGCUACUUCGGGUCUGGAGCCUCGCCUCCUGAAUAAUCUGCGCGUCACUGCUGCCAGACCUGGAACUGUUAACUUUGAACUGGAUAUCCAGAAGGAACACACUAACCGCCUGAACAUCCUCCAUGGAGGCACCAUUGCUAGCAUGGUGGAUCUGGGUGGCUCCCUCGCAGUGGCAUCUAGGGGACUAUUUGCGACAGGAGUGUCGACUGACCUCAAUGUCACGUAUCUCAAUUCUGGAGGCAAGAUUGGAGACAGGAUCCUGGCUGAGGCGAACUGUGAUAAGUUCGGAAAAACCCUUGCUUUCACCUCGAUCCAAUUUAUCAAUGCCAAGGGAGAUAUUGUUGCCCGGGGAAGCCACACCAAAUACGUGACUCUGGCUUGGAGAGACCCUCAGAACAUCGUGGAGGAAAUCAACAAGCUGCAGUAA
This is a messenger RNA of Penicillium alfredii, 471 nucleotides long. Its product is annotated as PaaI family thioesterase. The transcript has 10 exons. The record is from RefSeq and is a predicted model, not a curated record. Gene Ontology annotation, molecular function: fatty acyl-CoA hydrolase activity. The coding region runs from base 1 to 471 and encodes 156 amino acids. Lineage: Eukaryota; Fungi; Ascomycota; Eurotiomycetes; Eurotiales; Aspergillaceae.